Antechinus flavipes (yellow-footed antechinus) is the source of this 2615-nucleotide messenger RNA. It is a transcript of the gene CHODL, whose product is annotated as chondrolectin. The record is from RefSeq and is a predicted model, not a curated record. Gene Ontology annotation, cellular component: cytoplasm. The transcript is spliced from 6 exons. NCBI's taxonomy places the organism in Eukaryota, Metazoa, Chordata, Mammalia, Dasyuromorphia, Dasyuridae. Gene Ontology annotation, biological process: positive regulation of axonogenesis. The coding region runs from base 453 to 1271 and encodes 272 amino acids.
GCUAGCCCACCCUCUCCCACACAAAGACCGGGGCGUUGGGACUAGAUGGAGACCCUUGAUUAAAGUCCUGGCUUAAUGAGCCUUGAACUUGUCUACUCCAUAUACCUAUGUCCACUUACCCGCUCCCUCCCACCCACUUCGUGUAGAUGAGUAAUUGAAGAGGGAGUUAACAAUUCUUUGUCUAAGAAAUGUGAAAGACAGCAGAAGGAUCCUGGGGUUUGCGAAGGCAAUUGUGACUUGAGUAAAGGAAGAUAAAUUGCAAGGCAAAGAAGGACAGAAAGCUUGAAGCUCAGACUGGAAGCAGGAUUAAGGGGAGGGGGACCGUGGAACCUCUCGCUCACUAGAAUCGAGUACCAGGCAGAAGUCUGCACCUGGUUUCACUCUAGAGGGUGCUCAGCGCAUGUGGGUGUGUCCCCCGGAUUGUUCCUGGAUUGUACCGCUUCCCAGUCGCGAUGGACCGGAUGAUCAGUAUCCUUCUGGGUGCAAUGCUGCUCUGGGGCCAGGGCGGCUUCUCCCGGAGGGUCGUCAGUGGUCAGAAGGUGUGUUUUGCAGACUUCAAACAUCCCUGUUACAAAAUGGCCUAUUUUCAGGACUUGUCAAGUCGAGUGGGAUUCCAGGAGGCACGCCAAGCUUGUGAAAGUGAUGGUGGAGCUCUUCUCAGUCUUGAAAGUGAAACAGAACAGAAGUUAAUAGAAAGCAUGUUACAAAACCUCACUAAGCCAGACACAGGUAUUUCUGAUGGUGACUUCUGGAUUGGCCUUUGGAGAAAUGGAGAAGGACAGACGUCAGGUGCUUGUCCAAAUCUCUACAAGUGGUCUGAUGGAAGCAGUUCCCAAUAUCGAAAUUGGUAUACUGAUGAACCUUCCUGUGGAAGUGAAGCUUGCGUUGUGAUGUAUCAUCAACCAACUGCCAAUCCUGGUCUUGGGGGUCCCUACCUUUACCAAUGGAAUGAUGACAGAUGUAAUAUGAAGCACAAUUUUAUCUGCAAGUAUGAACCAGAGAGUUUUCCAACCAUCCCAGCAGGAAAACCCUUUGAUGAAAGCAAACCAGAAGAUCCCUAUCACAUAGUUGUUACUGAAACAGGUAUAAUUCCCAACCUAAUUUAUGUUGUUAUACCAACAAUACCUCUGCUGUUGUUGAUACUUGUGGCAUUUGGAACCUGUUGUUUUCAGAUGCUACAUAAAAGUAAAGGAAGAACAAAAACUAGCCCAAACCAAUCCACACUAUGGAUUUCAAAGAGCAACAAGAAGGAAAGUAUCAUGGAGAUAUAACAACUCAUUGAUUUGUCUUCCAAGGAAGAAGUCAUGCUUUAGCUUUUUGGAUAUGUGUAAUCAAUGACAUCAGAACAUUAGCUUGGAAUGGCUUUGAAAUCUCAAUCAGCAAGAUCAACUAUAUGAUCCACCUUGAGGCAACUAUUAAGAUAAUUUUAUAUGUUUGUUAUUUCAUUAACAAAAUAUGCCAUGCUAAAUAAAGAAGUAAAACCUGCUUAUUUUGUAAAAGGAAGCUCCUGAACUUCAUCUGAACAAUAAAGUGGACAGUAAAAUUAAGAAUGACUCAUGUACAUGUCAGGAGUCUGUGUUUGAAAUGUAAUAGAAAGCUAUUUUUCUUUUAUCUUUCAUCUUGUAGUGUAGUUGAAAUACUAUAAAUUAUACUGAAAUUUACACUGUACAAAAUAUUUUAUCUUUGCUUAGCUAUUUGAUAAAAUAGAUUGCUCUACUAUGUAUUUUUAUGGCUUUUUAUUUUUUAAAAAGGCUGUUCCUUAUUCUAAUCAAGCAAAUGUGUCAAUGUCAGCACAUUUUACAAGAGUUUCUUUAUUAUUUUCAGUGCUGAAGCACUUAACUGAAGUGCUUGAAUUCAAGUGUAAUACUCAUAAAAGCCACUUAAGAUAAAACAGUCAUCUGCUUAGUGUCUUGCCACCUUACUUGGAAAUAAUGCCAUGUAAUGUAAUGAGAAACAAUUUCAGAAGUUGCCAUGCAAAGCUAACAAUUCAAAUAUUUUACUUUAGAGUAAAGAUGAGUAAUUAUCUCUGUCAUUAAAUUUAUAAGGCAUAGCUAAACCUUAACAUUAUUUUAGAGCUUGAAAUUAAGAGAAUUUUCAAAAAAGAUUUAAUACAUUUUAUUCACAAUAAUGUUUUAUAAUUUAGAAAUAACAAAGAGAAAUGAAAUACAGAAUGGUGGUUUAAAUUGCCUGAGAUCCCAUAUCUCAGCUUAUUGGUUGGGUUCCAAAGUUAAUUAGAACCAAAUAUCCUACAUUUAUCUCCAUUUCUGAGACAAAGAAUUCUUUAUGAGAUGGAAUUUUCCACUGGAUAAUAUGAGAGGUUUAUUAUAAAAUUACUUAGUAACUUUGAGUAGCCUACAUAGACUUGUGUUUUGGUCUUAGAAUGAGGAUGAGAAGAAUUGAAAUAACAGAACUACAGUAAGAACUGUAGUGUAAUAGGAUUAAAAAAUGAGUGUGAUUCAAGAACAAUUAGGGAGUGCCAUAGGUUUGGGGAAGAACUAUCAUAUUUCCUUGGGUUGUUUUUUCUCUAGGAUAAAUCUCCCAGUUAUUUCAAACUAUUCUCGUAUAGAAUGCAGACUGUUUUUAUGGUACCAUUCUUUUGCAUUCAACUUUUGUUA